AUGCCCUUAAUCGACGAUCAGAGAACCUUCCAGGUUGCCCUAUUACCAGGUGAUGGGCAAGGACCUCAUCUAGCUUCCUAUGUGGAGCGCACCCUAGACUUGAUCCAACGAGUCCGCCGAAACGUCUCAUUCAAGGUCUCCAGGCAUGACUUUGGGGGUGCAGCCCUGGCCGCAGGUGCCGGAACUGCCCUCCCUUCAACGACACUUGGUGCUUGCCGACAGUCUGAUGCUAUCAUUGUCUGUGGCUGUGGUGAUCCGCGUUAUGGAAUUGAGCCAGAGCAAGGCUUGUUAGCGCUGCGACAAGAACUCGAUGGCUGUGUCAACAUUAGGCCAGUCAGAUUCCCUUCAUCUCAGCUAGUACAGCAAAGCUCCUACAAGCCCGAAGUAGUCGAGCAGCUAGAUAUCACAUUCUUCCGGGAUCUCACCAGCGGCGUCUAUUAUGGACGUCGGAAAGAAGCCGGAGACGAUGGAGAAGCAUACGACACUACCCCCUACUCUCGACAAACAAUUGAACGGAUUGCACGGCUAGCAGGUACUUAUGCCAUGCAAUUCAGCCCACCCAAGCCGAUUCACUCUAUCGAUAAGCACAAUGUCAUGGCAACAUCACGGUUAUGGAGGUCCGUCGUGGCCCACGUCUUCGAACAAGAGUUCCCUCAAGUCCCAUUACGCCAUGUCUUAGUGGAUACAGCGUCAAUGAUCCUCUCUUCCAAUCCGCUCAGCCUGAACGGCAUCAUUCUCGCCGAGAACAUGUUUGGAGACAUUCUGUCUGACCAAGCUGGUGGAAUUUUGGGAUCUCCGGAUAUCCUAGCGUCUGCUGCCGUGUCUACCAUCCAACGAAGCAGCUCCAGCGGAACGCCUGGAAUCUUUGAGCCCUUCAACCUCAAGCCCGGGGGGGAAACGGUGAACCCUCUCGGUAGCAUACAGGCAGUGGGCCUGAUGCUUGAACUAUCCCUAGGCCUGGCUGCCGAGAGUGAGGCCUUAUCUAAGGCAAUUCGUCGGACCUUGGACCCCAUUGAACUGGUCGGAUCGGAUACCAGAACAGUGGACCUUGGCGGCUCAGCAACAGCGGACAGCUUCAUGGAUACUCUGUUACACAACCUGGAUUACUACCUCGAAGCACUCAACUCUUCCGAGGCUGCGGUUGUGCAGGCGAUUCCAUCACUACCUGCUACGUCCAAGUCCUUUAAAAUCCCCUCAGAACGGCAUCCGAUGAGUGUCAUUGAGAAGAUCCUCACUCAUGCUGGCGUCGGCCUCACGAAAUCUCAUGUCGAGCCGGGAGAGAUGAUUUGUGUCAAAGUUGACUGGACAGUUACAUCGGAACUGCUCUGGGCUGGCAUGGAAAAGACAUACGACAAAAUGGGAAGACCACGCCCCUAUCGCAAUGAUCGACUGUGGCUGGCUGUUGACCAUACUGUUGACCCUCGCACAAACCAUCAGCCUAGACAAAGGGGUCUCAUGGCAAAGGCUGAGCGGUUUCGACAGGAAGCCAAGAUUAUCGACUACUUACCGGCCAACACGAGCAUCAUGCACACAGACUUCACACGCGAGCGAGCACAACCCGGACGCAUCGUCGUCGGAAGUGACUCACACACUUGCUCAGCUGGAAGCAUGGGAUCUUUUGCAAUUGGAUUUGGCGCAGCUGAUGUGGUGAUGCCCAUGGUUACUGGAGAGACCUGGUUCCGGGUCCCAGAGGUUUGUAGGAUCAACUUUGUUGGAAAACUACCCUUUGGCAUUGGCGGCAAGGAUGUUAUACUUCAUAUCCUCGGUCUCUUCAAGAGGAACACUAUUGCGUUCCAGCGUGCCGUGGAGUAUGGUGGCCCGGGACUGAAGGAGCUCUCGAUGGAUGCAAGGUUUGCGAUUGCAAACAUGACAACUGAGGCUGGUGGCAUGGGUGCGUGUUUUGAAGCGGAUGAGGAGACCUCGGCAUGGAUUGCCCGCCGACGACAACCAGAGCAUCGAAAGGGCGGCCUUUAUUUCCGAGCGGACCCUGACGCGCGAUAUGUUGAGGAGAGAACCAUUGAUCUCUCUGAGGUCAAUGUGACCAUGGCACUAUACCCAAACCCGGACGACGUUGUUCUUGUCUCAGAGAAGGCUGGGAUGAAGCUAGAUGGAUGCUUCAUCGGAGCCUGCACCACAACCGAGGAAGACUUGAUUGUUGGUGCCCUGGUUCUCGAGGCUGGUCUCCGAGUGGGCAUACGACCUGUGACUCAUGGAAAGCGCAGAGUUACUCCUGGUAGCCUUAUCAUUAUCAAGCGCCUUGAGCGACAUGGGCUCUUAGAGAUCUACAAGCAGGCGGGGUUUGAGAUUGGUGCCCCUGGAUGCUCCUACUGUGUGGGAAUCAACGAUGUUGACGUUGCCAGAGAAGGCGAAGUUUGGCUAUCUUCACAGAACCGCAACUUCCGAAAUCGAAUGGGCAAAGGCAGCCUGGGUAACAUUACUGGUGCGGCUGCUGUCGCCGCGUCCAGCUUCGACAUGGUGGUGAAAGACCCCAAGCACUUGCUGGACCAACUGGACAGAGAUAAGCUGGAGAGGAUAGUGAAGGGCUCCAGGAGUAGCACGGACAUCUCAGUGGUUAUCAGUGAGCCUGAGCCGCAGAUUUCGUCUAACAAGACACCAAGCCUUCUCAACGGCAAUGAGCCGAAUGAGCCUGCUUCUUCGACACUGUCAACUUCGCGAGUCGUGCGGUCCAAGGUUCAAAGGUUUGGAGAAAACGUGGAUACUGACGCUAUCAUUCCUGCGGAGUUCAUGCCUGGUAUCGACAACGCAGAUCUGGGCAGCCAUUGCUUCCAGUACUACCGCCCAAGCUUCCGAGACAAGGCCAAGCAAGGAUCGCGGAUCAUUGUGGCGGACCAUGGCUUCGGUAGUGGGUCAUCCCGCGAAGACGCCGUGAGAGCCUUGCAAGGUGCUGGAGUGGAAGCAGUUAUUGCGAAGGGCUUCGCUUUCAUCUAUGAGCGGAAUCAGUUGAACAUGGGCUUAUUCAAUAUAAAACUGCAAGAUCCAGAGUUCUACAAAAUCGCACAAGAAGACUCGGUGAUUACGAUAGACAAAGACAACAAAAAAAUCUACAUUGAAGGAUAUAAGAAUGCGUUUUAUUAUCAGCAAUCAGACAUCGAGGAGACUCUGCUAGACGCAGGAGGUGUGCUGCCUUUAUACAGUCAGUUUGGUGGCAAGGUAUUUCGGCAUAUCACCAUGCCGAGGGUGAAGGGAGAAAGAAAGAGAAAGGAAUUUGGCAGUGAAUUUACGGCGGAGUUGUUGGACUGUUCACAGCCUUCGACCUUUGAGUGGUAG
Molecule: messenger RNA, 3288 nt
Organism: Fusarium keratoplasticum
Lineage: Eukaryota; Fungi; Ascomycota; Sordariomycetes; Hypocreales; Nectriaceae
Exons: 4
Coding region: 1-3288 (1095 amino acids)
Molecular function (GO): hydro-lyase activity
Source: RefSeq, a predicted model, not a curated record